Molecule: messenger RNA, 1906 nt
Organism: Oppia nitens
Lineage: Eukaryota; Metazoa; Arthropoda; Arachnida; Sarcoptiformes; Oppiidae
Gene: ArgRS-m
Product: probable arginine--tRNA ligase, mitochondrial
Exons: 8
Coding region: 62-1906 (614 amino acids)
Biological process (GO): mitochondrial translation; arginyl-tRNA aminoacylation
Cellular component (GO): mitochondrion
Molecular function (GO): ATP binding; arginine-tRNA ligase activity
Source: RefSeq, a predicted model, not a curated record
UUGCUAAUUUUGUCACACUAUUUGUAAUCACAUUUUUAAAAAAAAACUUUUAACAAAAACAAUGGUUUUACGGCUAAAACAAUUGAUAUGCAAUCAAUUGAGACAACAGUAUCAACUAAAUGGUCACAAAUCGGUGGUCAAAACUUUUCUAUCACUGGAUAAUAAUAAUAAUGACAUCGGGAUGAGACCAAAGUUUUCUAUCGACUUAAACCAAUUGGUCGACAACACAACCACUACCACCACUGCCAUCAUCGAUGACAAACAUGUGAAGAACUUGUUGUCCAAACUAUCAUUUGUAAGGCAUUUAGAGACCAAACGGACAGAUUUAUUGACCGCUGAGGACAGCGUGGAUGGUGUCAGCAAAGAUAGGUCAUCAUCAACAACAACAGAUCAUAAGAUGAUCAUCGAAGUCGACGAACAGGUCUAUGUGAAGCAAUUGUUUCACGACUUGGUUGACGAUAAUUUACGGGAAAAUCUCGGCAACAAUACACGCGGCGGCCAAUCGGCACCCGUCCAGACAGUGGUCGUCGAAUUUUCUUCGCCAAACAUUGCCAAACCGUUUCACGUCGGCAACUAUCGGUCGACAAUUAUCGGUAAUUUUGUGUCCAACUUUUACCGAUUUUGCCGACACAAUGUUAUUUCACUCAACUAUUUGGGCGAUUUUGGUACUCAAUUCGGUAUACUUAGUCUGGCCUACGAUAGUUUCGGCAACGAUAAUCAAUUGGCCAGUAAUCCAUCCAAGCAUUUGUUUGACGUCUAUGUCAAAGGAAAUGCCGAAUGCAAGGCCAGCGACCAGUGGCGACAAUCGGCAAAGAAUCGGUUCAACGAAUUGGAAACUAAACAAAAUCCCGAUGUUCUUAAACAGUGGCAACGAUUUCGCGAAACAAGUGUCGAUCAGCUCAAGAGUUUAUACUCGCGAUUGGGUAUAGCUUUUGAUGAUUUUCACAGCGAAUCCAUGUAUUCCGAGGCAGGCCAUAGAGUGGUUGACCAGUUAAGACAAUUGGGACUUAUAGAUAGUGAUGAUCAAAGUGCCGCUCAAUUUGCUCUUAUCGCUGACGACGACGACACCAAUCGUGUGAAUCUGAAGAUACCGGUUAUCAAAAGCGACGGAUCGACUCUUUAUCUGACGAGAGACAUCGCAGCGGUUCUCCACAGAAAACAAUUGUUUAAUUUCGAUAAAAUGCUUUACAUUGUAGACAGCAGUCAAUCAAAACAUUUUAAUCAUUUGUUUAAAAUACUUACGCAAUAUAAUCAUGAGUUUCAAAAAAAAUUAAUUCAUCUGCGAUUUGGUCGCAUCAUCGGAAUGAGUACCAGAAGAGGUGAUAUUAUAUUUCUUGAGGAUGUCCUCAAUGAAGCCAAAGAGCGGGCAAUCGAGUCGUGUAAGACUAGUCCGAAUACAAAAAUUAGCGAAGAAAACUAUGACAGUGUUUCAGAUAUAUUGGGUAUGUCUGGCCUAUUGAUACACGAUUUAGCUCAUCGACGGGUACAGGAAUACCGAUUCAAAUGGGAUAAAGCAUUGAAACAUACGGGCGAUACGGGUAUUGCCUUACAGUAUACACAUUCACGACUUUGUAGUUUAGAGAAAAAUUGUGGCAUUGAAUUGAAUACAUCUAGUAUUGAACCACAUAUGGACUGUUUAUCACCAAUUGAAGCCAAACUAUUGAUGACUAUAUUAUCACAAUUUGAUGACAUACUUGUCGACUCAUUUGAUACACUAGAGCCCAGUCUAUUGGUUCACUAUUUAUUUGAUCUAAAGAAUGCCAUUAACAGAGCCAUACAAGUGCUCAAAGUUAAGGGACAGGAACCGGAUGUGGCACAAACCCGACUCUUAUUGUUCAGAUGUUCACGCAAUGUACUCAAUCAGGGUAUGCAGAUAUUAGGGUUGAGCCCAUUGAGUUCAAUGUAA